This is a messenger RNA of Dromiciops gliroides (monito del monte), 8082 nucleotides long. It is a transcript of the gene MCF2L2, whose product is annotated as MCF.2 cell line derived transforming sequence-like 2. Gene Ontology annotation, cellular component: cytoplasm. The transcript has 34 exons. Gene Ontology annotation, biological process: intracellular signal transduction. The record is from RefSeq and is a predicted model, not a curated record. Gene Ontology annotation, molecular function: protein binding; guanyl-nucleotide exchange factor activity. NCBI's taxonomy places the organism in Eukaryota, Metazoa, Chordata, Mammalia, Microbiotheria, Microbiotheriidae. The coding region runs from base 787 to 4587 and encodes 1266 amino acids.
CCCUCUGCCCAGCCUAGCCCAGCCCAACCCAGCCUGGUGCGGGCUUCGAGGGGAGGCACCAGGCAGGAGCUCGGGCUGGGCCGGGCUGGGCUGGGCCGGGUUGGGCUGGGCUGCGAGAUGAAGAGGCCGCCAGCUGCCCAUCAGGAGGCCUCCUGGCUGCCUCCCCGCCCACCCUCUCCAAUCCCCUUUUCCGCCCAGACUCCGGGGCUUUUCCUCGUCUCUUCCCACUCAGAGCAUCCUUCAUCCCAAGCGUCCCUGGAGGCAGGUGCCUGCCAUCGGAUCCAGCUACUGCAGCCUGGUCCCGGACUGGCUUGAAGACCACAGAUUAACAAGAGCCUCCCCAGGAGCGGGGAGAGAAAGAUGCGCUGCUAACUCAGAACUGGGGAGGGGGUGGUUCUGUCCUUCAUUUUCCCCAAGACCUGCGCUCUGUGUGUGUGUGUGUGUGCGCGUGUGUGUGUGUGUGUGUGUGCACGCGCGCGCGUGUGUGUGCGAGUGUAACCUCGGCCAUCCUACUUCACCAAGCUGCUUCUGGCUUUUUGCUUGCUUGCUUUUUUUUUGGGGGGGGGAAGUCAUCAUCUUAUGCAAUGGCUUUCACUCCCCGGCUGUGAGAGGCUGGGGGAGAGCGGAGGUCUCAUUCUCAGCUGGGAGUGGUUCUCUCUUUGUGCCUGAAUGAGUGAGUGAGCGAGCGUGCGUCCUCAGCAUCCCGGCACUGGGCACCUCUAAAACACGCACCAUCGCUGUCAUUAGUUAAUAUUCCAGAGGAUCAUUGGGUAGGGCUUCUGUGAAAUGCUCUUUUGGUUAAAAGAAGACGAAAUGUCCCAUCAGGAGCUCACCCAGCGGCUGGCCACAGUGAUCACUCAUGUCGAUGAAAUCAUGCAGCAGGAAAUCCGGCCCCUCGCGGCAGUGGAUAUCAUAGAACAACUCCACAGACAAUUCGCCAUCCUGUCAGGAGGCCGAGGGAAAGAUGGUGCCCCAAUAAUCACCUUUCCUGAGUUUGCAGGCUUCAGUGAAAUCCCUGAUGAAGAUUUCCUGAAUGUUGUGACCUACUUGACCAGCAUCCCCAGUCUGGAGGCUGCCAGCAUCGGGUUCAUCAUCGUUAUCGACAGGAGGAGAGACAAAUGGAGCUCCGUAAAGGCAUCCUUGACCCGAAUCGCAGGAGCAUUUCCAGGAAACCUGCAGCUUGUCUUUGUUCUUCGGCCAUCUCGCUUUAUCCAAAGGACCAUUGCUGACAUUGGCAUUAAACUCUAUAGAGAUGACUUUAAAAUGAAGGUACCGAUCAUCAUGUUGAACUCUGUUUCUGAUCUCCACGGCUACAUCGACAAGAGCCAGCUGACUCGGGAGCUGGGGGGGACCCUAGAAUAUGGCCAUGGACAGUGGAUACACCAUCGAACGGCCAUAGAAAACUUUGCCCUGACGGUGAAAACCACAGCCCAGAUGUUACAGACUUUUGGGACAGACCUGGCCGAGACAGAGCUUCCCAAUGACGUCCAGUGUACGGAGCAGCUCCUCCAGUCCCACACAGAGCAGCACAGCAAGCUGAAGGCUGAGCUGAAGCUGGCAGGGAGCCAGGGGGGCACGUUACUGUCAUGCAUCCGAGAACCUGCCAGCAAGAACCCAGCCAGCAAGCUCAACCCAGAUGAACUGGAAAAUAUCCUGACGGUUGAAAGGUUACUAGCUCAGCUGGACGAGACAGAAAAGGCCUUUGAUCAGUUCUGGACCAAGCAUUAUCUGAAGUUGAACCAAUGCCUGCAGCUGCGGCACUUUGAGCACAAUUUCCGAGAGGUUAAACUGGCCCUGGAUAGCCUCAUGUACGUACAGGCAAAAUUCACAGUCAUUGGGACUAGUGUGACACGUGUGGAACAACUGCUGAAGGAGCGGAAGCAGCUGGAAGAGAAAGGCCAGGUACCCCUAGAGAAGGCCCAGUCUCUGGCGGUGACUGGUGACCAGCUUAUUCAGAGCAACCACUAUGCGGUGGACUCCAUUCGGCCCAAGUGUGUGGAGCUCCGGCGCAUCUGCGAUGACUUCACCAACGAGGCCAAGAAGAAGUGCGACAUUUUGGGAAAGGCCCUGGAAAUGCAUAAGCAGCUAGACGCGACCAGUCAGUGGUGUGAGGCCGGCAUCUACCUUUUAGCAUCCCAAGCCUUGGACAAGUGCCAGACGCAGGAGGGAGCUGAGACAGCCCUGGGGGACAUAGAAAAGUUCCUGAGCACAGCCAAGGAGCACCAGCUGCUCAACCCCAAGGAAUUCUACAGCCAGUUCAACAUGGUUCUCACCCCUGAAAUAAAGGAAGAUGCAGACAAGGUUGUUCAGAAGCUGGAAGAUGUUCAAGAAAUGUUCGAAAGGAGACAAGUGAGCCUGAAGAAGCUGGCAGCCAAACAGACCCGGCCUGUGCAGCCUGUGGCCCCCCACCCGGAGUCUUCCCCCAAGCGGGCCUCCCCCAAAACCAACCGGCCCACCACCCUCGCUCCCAGUAGGAGAAUAUCUGAAGUUCCCUGUCCUCCCAAGACAGUCAGUGAAGCAGAGUUGUUGAAAAAGAAAAGCAUCAAGAAACCCAAAGGUGGAAUUAAGAUUGAAGUGAUGCAUGAAGCCAGUCAAGGUGGGUCCAGCAGAAUACUGGUGAUGAGUGAAAGUGAAGAGAACCUGUCCACCAGGAGGAGCCACAUCAUGCAUGAGCUGAUUGAAACAGAACGAGUUUACGUUGAGGAACUUCAAAGUAUAAUUGAGGGUUAUGCGGCAGAAAUGGACAAUCCAGACUUAAAUCACCUGAUCCCUGUUGCUCUUCAGAACAAAAAGGAAAUUCUCUUUGGAAACCUCCAUGAAAUUCAUGAGUUCCAUAACAGGAUUUUUCUUAAAGAAUUGGAAAACUGCGUCGAAAACCCUGAAUUUCUUGGCCGGUGCUUUCUAAAAAGGAAAGAGGACCUUCAAGUCUAUGAAAAAUACUGUCAAAAUAAGCCCCGGUCUGAAACACUGUGGAGACAGUGUGGAGACAGCAUCUUCUUUCAGGAAUGUCAGCGAAAGUUGGACCACAAACUCUCCCUGGAUGCUUACCUCUUAAAACCUGUCCAGAGAAUCACAAAGUACCAGCUGCUUUUAAAGGAGAUGCUAAAGUGUAGCAAGAAUUCAGAAGAUACAGCAGAGCUGGACGAAGCUCUGGCCACUGUCCUGGAUAUCAUCAAAUCAGUCAAUGACUCAAUGCAUCAGAUCGCAAUCACUGGCUAUGAGGGAGACCUCCACGAACUGGGCAAGUUGCUGAUGCAGGGCUCCUUCAGCGUGUGGACAGACCACAAGAAGGGCCACAACAAGGUCAAGGAUUUGGCUCGGUUCAAACCCAUGCAGCGCCACCUAUUCCUCUAUGCCAAGCUCCUGCUCUUCUGCAAGAAGCGAGAGGACAGCGUCGAUGGGCACGAGAAGUCUCCCUCGUACAGUUUUAAAAAUUCUCUCAAGAUGAGCAUGGUUGGCAUUACAGAAAAUGUGAAAGGAGACAACAAGAAGUUUGAAAUUUGGUAUAAUGGUCGAGAAGAAGUAUACAUUAUUCAGGCAUCUUCAGUAGAGUUGAAAAACCUCUGGGUUUCUGAGAUCCGAAAAGUCUUGACGGGACAACUGGAAGCUUGCAGAGAAGCAAGUCAGCUACACCAAAGAAUCACAGAAAGUGUCUACCAUGCACCGAUGGACACAUCUAGCUCCUCCAGGUAUAACAGGAAAUCAACAAGUAUAUAUGAAAACAAACCUGAGUCAUCGGGACUAGAAACUUCUACCAGCAGGAACCAAAACACCAGUCCCAACAGCACCAGGCAAAAGAGAGCUGAUGCUUCUGCCAACCUUCCCCUUGAGCGCUCAGCUCUUGCUAGAAAGCGAUUCACAUUGCAAGGGCUUUCCAACCGCCGAGCUCCACCCAAAGAUCCCGAAGCUAAAGAGAAGGAUGUCACCCGGCGCUUCUCCCUCGCCUCCUCCCUUGGCACUACGGUUCCCACUCCCACCGGCCUCACCAAAGGUCCUCUGGGUCCUGCGGUUAAAGUCAAGAGGCAUGAAAUAAAGAGUGACCCAACACCCCUUGGGUUUGAAGAUGCUUUUGAGAAUUCCAUCUUGGCCCAGGCUAAAUCCAGUGGCAGGCCCACCACAAGAACAGUCCCCAGAUCUGCCUCCCAGACAGGCUGGCCCAGCAGGCAACUUCCCUCUCUGGAUACCUUUGAGGAUUUUGAAGUCAUCCCUUCCAGUACAGAUGAACUCUCCAACUCUUCAGACAUGGAAGAAGACACCAGCACCCAUAAUGUGUCUGGUCUCUUCCGAGUAGAGGGCAGUUAUGAAACCUGCUCCCCGGAUUCUCUCGCCCUGGAGGAUGGUGACUUGGUGCAGUUUGUACAGGAGGGAGAAAAUGGACAAUGGUUAGUAAAGAAAUUGGUUUCUGAGAAAAGUGACUGGGUGCCCUCCAGUCUUCUUCACCCUGCUGGUGUAGAUGGUGACCAGGUUCAUAAAAAUAACAACAAAGAAACAUAUCCCAACUCCCAUGACCCAGGGCUAACAGACUCAGAAAGGAAGGAAAACAACCUUGUACAAAGACUAUCAACUACCCAGAAGGCUGAAAGCUGAACCCACCUGCUCAGGCCACCUCCUCCAUCCAUCUCUUACCUUUGAUUUUGCUUUGGACAUUUUCCUCCCCCUCCCCUCACCACAUCCCAUCCCUUUUCCCUGAACACCGAAUCUGCUUGGACUUCUGGGAAACUCCACACUCCCAGACCUACCUACAGGAAUCACUCCAUCUGGUCAAUAAGAAGAAGCAAAGAAGUCCUUUUCAGGAUUCAAGACAAAAACAAAGGUCUCCCAGUUGUUAGUGAAACCAUCCAAGGAUGUCGACCUAAAUGUGGUCUGCUGUUAGUGUUGUAUUAGCAAGGGCCUGGCUGUUUGACAAAACCUCUGGGAUCAUAUCUAAGGGGGCUGAUUGCUGCCCUUGGGCAAUCUUCACCCCAAGUAUCAAUGAUGUCCCAUCCUCCAUUAUGAUUUCUCACCAAAGGUGUUCCUGAGAAGGAGUGGGGUGGGGAGGCCGCAUGAGACAGGUCCUGUCCCUGCUCUGGGAAGGUGAGCCAGGUGUAGGCUUUAGGCAGGUGUUGACAGAGAGGGAGAAGAGAGAAAUUGCUAUCUGGAUCACCUGCCCAGUGAGGUUGUGUGCCCUCUGGCUCGACAUGGGGAAAGAGGAGGUGAUUUGGAUAGCAACUGGACCUUCCAUUACCUGGCUCCAAAGGUCAUCUGGGAUGACCAUUAGCAAUGAGGCCCACACUGGAGGUUAGACCAGGUUUACAUUAUUUCCCCUGGGGACAGACCGACCACUAAUCAUUGUACUCACCAACAUUGCCCAGAGAUGUCAGGGCAUAGCCUGCCCUUGCACUCACACGCCUAUUACUGAAGUGUGGGGGAAUGGAGAGGGACAAAUUAUCCCAUAUUAAUUCUUGUGCCCUUUUUCUGGAGUGGGGCUGAUGGACUAUAAAUCCCAAGCUGCUAUUCUACCUGGAACAAGCUUCAUGGUGCUAGGGAGCCAAGGAGAGUGUGUGCUCUGUGCCUAGGAGAGGAAGACUUCAGCUCUCGAUCAUCAUAGAAAAUAAUGUGCAUUUACAAGAAACUUGCCUGGAAGGUGUGAUGUGAUGACAAGCAGGGGAGGGAGGGAGAGGAAGUAAAUUCCAAAAAGGAUUUGAAAGGAUUCCUAAUAGACAUCUUCAGCCCAUUCUUCCCCUCUAUCCCUCCUGCAAUCCUGCCUCUGCACUUCAAUGAGGUUCCAUCCACUGUUCUCUACAGGGAAAUGGAUGGGCCUCAUAGGGCCACCAGUGGUGGGGGGAACAGGGGAAUGACCUUUUGUUAUUCCAAAGAAAGCAUCUUCACCUGUGAUUACACCAGCCUUACCUGGCUCCAGCUCUGAAACGGGAGAAUGAGUCUCACUCAGUAGGAGUCAUUCAUAGGCUCCAUUUAGAAUGAGCCUAGGAGGGGGGAAGUAGCCUGAGUUGGUGAAGCAGAGACUGAUUGGAAACUUGAUGUGUUGAUUGCCUGACUUCCAGCCUGGGAGAAUGAUCAGGAAGUGCUUUGUUAUUCCAAUUAGGCUUGCAGACCCUCAGUGAGAAACUCCACGGAGAUGCCUCAAUGGAGCAAGUCUGCUGGUCCUCCCAUCUCCUGGCUAUAUUUGGCAAGCUGUUAUCUCUUCUCUGCUAUCAUGGGCGUCCCCAAAUUGCCCUUGAUUCAACUGUUGGUGUCUUUUUUCUGUCCAGCUCAGCUGUCUGAUUAUAUGAAUGAUUCUGUGCCAGGAGAUGCCACUCUGAUAUAUUUUUGGUCAUCAUAGGGGUGGCAGCAGGAUCCUCCAGCUUAGUAACCAACGACUCCAACCACCUCAUUCCUUCCUGAUAAUACGCCCUGAUGUGACCCUAACCAAAAUUCAGUUUCUCAAGAGCAGACAAUUUUGUUAUUUGCAUUGGGAAAGCACCUGAAUUUGGGGGAGACUGUAAAUUGAGUCACUUUAAUUUAUGAACAUUCACAGAGAGACAGGGACAAUUUAUCCCUUGUCUUUCUGGGCUUUCAUUGACCCAUUGCUCUCUUCCUGGGGAGCUGAGAAGAAAUGUUUCCUGAGUAUAAGCAGAUGAGACUGCCCUAUAAAACAAUAUAAGAUGAGAAUUUGCUAGAGUUGAAUAAGAAGUACCAGUUGCAAGCCCUAAUCAAUUGAGAAAGGAAAUAGCCAUGUGAGGGAGAGAAAGGUUCUGGGGAAGAAUGAGGGGCCAGCUGGGGGGUGUCUGCAAGGACUCCCAGAUGUCCUCUUUGAUCUUGUUAGUCUAUUCCUCCCAUAUGUGGGCUAGGGAGUUAUUGGUUCUUUCGAGACCCAUAUUCCCCCAUGCCAAAAGCUGCACUUUCUAUUUGAUGAGUAUAAAGGCCAAAAAAGUCUUCCCCUCCCACCCCAUCCUGGGUCCUCCAAGGUCUCCCCCUAAGAGGGGAGGCUCCAGCCUGUAGUCCAGAGUCACCUCCCUGACCUGGAUGGGUUUUUCCCAUUCAUCCUCACUUCUCCCACUGGCUGCUGGGAUGAUCUCAGAACCACUUGGGGUGGGGCUGGAGGGGAAGGAGGCUUCCUCUCCUUUUUCUACAGGACUCAUCCUGCUUUCCCCAAGAUCUUUUCAGCUAAAUGGAAUGCCCAGCUGGCCACCACUUCUCCCAAAUCCCCAAGAUUUAUGAAAAGACUUUAAAGAAAUCUAUCCAAUAUUUAUGACUGUUGAUGUUUCCUCUCCCUCCUGUAUCUCUGACUGUUCUGUGUGAUUCUCCUGGAACUCUCUCUGUAAUUAGUACUUAAUCUCAAUGCCCCUGUGUUAGUGCAUGCAUUUCCCUGGUGGCGGCGGUGCUCAAGGCCCCUCCUUAGCCAUUAUUACUGAAACUGCAGGUCUGUAAUUUUUUUUCUUCCAAAAACUGUCUUUUUCUGCAAACCCAACAUGUUUUUCAGCCUCAGUUUCCCCAUCUCAGCAGAUUUCUGGACUUUGACUCUCCUGCUUUGUCUUUCCUUCAAACCAUUCUAAGGUCUCUAUAAGCCUUCCGUAAUGGCUUGUUGGGUGUGUGUUUGGUUUUUUCUUUUUUAAUGCAAAUUGGCAGGAAAACAUUUUGUUUGUUACAAGAAGGGGCAAAACCUGUCUCAGCAGGGCUGUUAUGUAUGAAGUUUCACAAAGGGUGGAGAGAGGUGGAAGGGGGUGCUUCGGGAUGGGGGAAUGUGGGAGCCAGGCCUUGUGGGCCCCUAUGUGGGCUAGAUUGCUCACAUUUCAAAAAGAAAGACUUCAUUUUCAUCUUCCCAUUCCCUCGUUUCUAGCCAUGUAGAAAGGCAAUCAUUUUCUAUUUGGCAUGGAGAAUGCCCUCAGAUAACGAGGAGGGCUUCAGUCUCUAAAGAACCUCCAUGGAAUGAUAAUAUUAGAUUGAGUGUGGGGGGAAGCUGGAGGGUUAGUUUAUUAGAUAAAGUAUCUGGGUGCUGCUCUGUUCUACGUCAUUCUGUUCAGCUUUGCCAGGACAAUCUUUUUCUGCAAUGUGUUAUUUUCCGGUAAACAGGGAAUUAUUAACUAGUGCAUUACAAUCCACACA